Messenger RNA from Trichosporon asahii var. asahii CBS 2479, 1224 nucleotides. RefSeq lists its product as uncharacterized. The transcript is spliced from 4 exons. The record is from RefSeq and is a predicted model, not a curated record. NCBI's taxonomy places the organism in Eukaryota, Fungi, Basidiomycota, Tremellomycetes, Trichosporonales, Trichosporonaceae. The coding region runs from base 1 to 1224 and encodes 407 amino acids.
AUGACCAUCAUCUCGAAAUUACUCCCUAGCACACCCAAAAAAAGGGCGCCCUCGCCUCCACCCAUCCUGUCCCCCGCGCCAAGAUCGCCUUCUCCCAUUCCAGAGCAGGCUGAGCGCCCUGCGGCGCCCGCCUCGCCUCCGUCUGAGGAGGAUCCGUGCCCGACGACGCCUCCCAUGUCCCUGGAGGAGGUGCUAUUCUCUGGACUCGUGUCGCGCUUGCACGCCGAGAACCGUGCGCUGAAGGCGAAGAACGAGACACUCACAGAGAAGGCAAAGGCCGCGAGGCGCGAGAAGGAAGACGCAGUUGCGGACCUCGAGCACACGAAAAAGUCGCUCGAGAGCAAGAUCGUCGCCCUCGAGGAGAAGAAUGCAAAGCUCAAGAUGCGCCUGAAGAAUGCCGACGCCUUGCUCAGCAAGACAGAGUUGUGGUUUGAGGCCUAUGUCAAGCUCAGCAAGGAGGCGACCAUCAGCCCAGGCUCUAGUGAAGCCGCCGCGCCGUCCUUACCGUCGAGCAAGUCUGGACGCUCGUCAUCUAACGGACACGCGUCGGACACCGGGCACCACUACCCGCACGCCGCGCAUGCAGUUUCGUCGCCCCCAGCGUCGAUUGCUGCAAACGGAUACACGGGGAUCUUGGACAAGACGAAAACACGGCGAGUGACGUCAGAGCCCCUGCCGGCAUCGACGGCAACGGCUUCCGCGGUCCCUAGAGUCCACUACUCGCCCUACUCGCCGCACCCUACUGCUCCUACUGCAGCAGGAGCUGGAGCUGGAGCUGGAGCAGCAUCCCCGCCGAGCGCCUCCGUCUCGCGCCAAAACUCGCAACAACAGUUAGGCAAGCGGAACUCAGUGCAGCAGCUGCCGGCCCAGUACACCCAGCAAUCGCAGCCGUUAUCGCACCGCAACAGCCAGCAGCAGUUAUCCCACCGCAUCUCGCAGCACGAGUUAGUGCAGCGCGCGAGCCAGCACCAGUUAGUGCAGCGCACGACGAGCAUUCUGCAGCGCCGGCCGACGGACAAGUCGGCCAAGCGCAACAGCGCCGACCAGCCCGUGCAGGGCGAGUAUUGGCGAGCGCGUUCGACGAGCGCCUCCAGACCGUCGGCGGCCGCGAGAGCCGCGAGAGUAGGGAAGAGCGCACGACCGAACGCCGCGCCCCGCCCCCGCCCUCGACCUACUACCCGCCAAACCAGAUGCGGCCCAGGCUCCCCGGCGCAGGCUCCGUGA